AUGGCCAACAGCCCAAAGGAAUUCAUCUGCCAGCUAUGCCACAGAACCUAUGAGAGAGUCGAUCACCUUAAUAGACAUCUAGAUGGUCACCGCAACGAGAGGAGUUUCAAAUGCUCGAAAUGUCCUCGCAGCUUCAAUCGUCGAGAUUUGCUUCUGCGACAU
Messenger RNA from Zymoseptoria tritici IPO323, 162 nucleotides. RefSeq lists its product as uncharacterized. The transcript has 2 exons. The record is from RefSeq and is a predicted model, not a curated record. The annotation marks the transcript as partial. Lineage: Eukaryota; Fungi; Ascomycota; Dothideomycetes; Mycosphaerellales; Mycosphaerellaceae.